This is a messenger RNA of Rhagoletis pomonella (apple maggot), 1988 nucleotides long. RefSeq lists its product as uncharacterized. The coding region runs from base 263 to 1471 and encodes 402 amino acids. Lineage: Eukaryota; Metazoa; Arthropoda; Insecta; Diptera; Tephritidae. The transcript has 2 exons. Gene Ontology annotation, molecular function: nucleic acid binding; zinc ion binding. The record is from RefSeq and is a predicted model, not a curated record.
UGCGCAGUUGAAGCGUCUGUACAAAGACUGCCGAGGCGAAGAUGAGCCUUGGGAGAUUGACGCAGGCGAUGAGUGUCCGACCAAAACUUCUGGCGCUGAUCAGGCUAGACAAUUUAAGUUGGUGGACGGCGACUUUGGUGCAUUCCCGGGGGAAAACGUCGAUGGAAAACGGGGUACCGUCUACGUCGUCGACGCUGCCGACGCUCAAGGAGCCAUUUUAACUUUAGAUGACGCCACUUACAGCGUUUAUGACGUAGCGACUAUGCAAGGUGCCGUAAACGGUAAUGCCGCCGUUGAAAUAAUUGACGCUAUCGAUAAUGCCGCUACUGCCGUUGACGAUUCUGCCGCUACCGAUGCUGCCGCUGUUACCGAUGAAGCCGGUGCCGCUGCGGCAAGCUCUGCUGCUGCCGCGAUUAUUAGAAAUUCUGCUGACUCCGAAGACGUCGCCGCGAAUAGGCCAGCCGCCAUUUUAAAUCGUCGUGCCGUUACCAGUCAUAUUAAUACCAACGCCCCUAACAUUAUUUCCGAGCUAAAUGAAUCUUCAACUACUGCUCUUGAUGAGGAAAUUAAAAAAUUGAGACAGCAGAAGGAAAUAUUAGAAUUGAAGCGUCAAAUCAGGGAGCUCGAAAAUGUUUCUGCAUCGGGUCCCGCCCAUGUACCUGGACGACGCGUGAACUUCAGCGACAUUGAAUAUGCCGUUCCGAAAUUUAGUGGUGACGAGGUGGCGCACUCCGUUACCGACUUUUUACGAGAAUUUUCCGAAGUGAUGGCAAGCAUUAAUGCCGAUGAACAGUUUUUGUUUUUAAGCUUGCGCCGUUCGCUUACGGGUACAGCCCGCCAGUUCCUCAAGACUGCUAAUGUCUUUACGUUUGAAGCGCUGAGAGAAGCUCUGAUCAAUGAGUUUGGCACGGUCGUCUCGCGCCGAGAUGUUUAUAGGAUGCUGGCCCGACGCUAUUGGAAGAAGGAAGAAGAGUCCCUGCAUUGCUACAUUCUGGUUAUGCAGUCAAUCGCAAAGCGCUCAGAUAUUGGCGAACUCGAGGUUAUCGACUUUAUAAUCGAAGGUAUAGGUAAUAAGGUCAACAACAUCAACCUGCUAGUUGGAGCUCGUUCUGUGAAGGAGCUAAAGAAGUUGGUGAACAGGUACCAACAGAAAUAUUUGACCCAGAAUGCCGCUGCCGAUCUGCGAAAAACAAAACAAUCGCUUGCUGUUGCCGACAAUGCCGCUAAAACAACUACGGAUACGAGUGCCGAUAACCCUUUAUGCUACAAUUGCUCGCAAAGGGGUCACAUUAAGCCCAAUUGUCCGCACCCGCUGCGGGUUAGAGGUUCAUGUUUUCGAUGUUGGCAAAUGGGCCACAGCCAUAGGGAGUGCAACAAUCCGAAGAAAAAUUUGAAGGCCGUUCCUGGAAAACAAGUUGCCGCUGUUGAGGAGGAUCCGAGAGUUUUAGAUUCGCUUAAUUUAUCCGGCUAGUUUCAUCAAACAGUCUUGCGUGCCUAUUAAUGUUACGGAAGUUUCGAGUUUGGGGAAAAGAAGCUACAGAGGUGUUGGUGGAAGAAAAUUAAAAAUUUUAGGUGAAAUAAAAUGUACUAUAAAAUCUGAAAUGCAAUUGAAGACUAUUGUUAUUAAUGUUUUGCCUGAUGACGCUAUGUCAGUACCUGUCAUUUUAGGACGAAAUUUUUUAAAGUCCUUUAAUAUUAACCUAAUUAAGACAAAAUUGAAGUUCAAUAAAACUCAGCUAAUGAAUUUUAAUAAAAUAAAUGAAAUCGCUUGCAAUUCCCUGUCGAAUAAUUUACGUAAUAUUUUGGGUAGAUACAAUAUUCUUAAAUGUAAUAAAAUGAGUUGUUCUGGUGAUAUAAUACGCAAACUUCCGGAAGUUGAGUUGGAGAAAGGUGAGGAUAUCCUGAAACAUGAGAGUUUUUAUGACGUGCCUGAUGUAUUCAGUAUUGAAAUUGACCUAGAAAGCGAGUUGUUAGAUAUUAGUCCUGUU